Molecule: messenger RNA, 2410 nt
Organism: Dufourea novaeangliae
Lineage: Eukaryota; Metazoa; Arthropoda; Insecta; Hymenoptera; Halictidae
Gene: Vsp37A
Product: vacuolar protein sorting-associated protein 37A
Exons: 5
Coding region: 137-1411 (424 amino acids)
Biological process (GO): protein targeting to membrane; ubiquitin-dependent protein catabolic process via the multivesicular body sorting pathway; protein targeting to vacuole
Cellular component (GO): ESCRT I complex
Source: RefSeq, a predicted model, not a curated record
AGUGUAGGACGAGAUCGCGAGUCCCCUCCUGGAAGUUCGACGAGAGGGCCGAGGAAACAGCUGUUCUGCUGGAUGGUUGCUUUGACAGGGAGGUCGAAGAAUAAGCGAAUGUUUUAUCUACACUCCACGCUUUUAAAUGAUAUCGCGAAUAUUCCGUGGCGAAAAUGAGAAUGUCGCAGUCAAGAGAAAACGGCAGAUCGACACGUUGAAAAUUUUCAACGACAAUGUGGUGGAGUUACGGGAGGAUAUGGAGUACCAGGUACAAUUCAAUGCUGGGGAAAGGCGAAUGGCUAUUAUGGUCUCUUUGUCACCGGAGUUUCCACUGGAAAAGCCAGUGCUUCGUGUGUCUCCUCCAAUAAACCAUCCAUGGUGCAACGAACACAGUGAAAUCACAAGUGCACCAGGGCUGCUUAACUUUACAGUACACAGUGAUCUAGGUAGAGUUGUUCAAGCUAUCAUCAGAGAGUUCAGUAAGAAUCCUCCUCAAUUGUUGGAGGACAUAUCUCCAGGAUCCAUUAAAUCGCAUAGAGAUCUACAAGGAAGGAAUUCUCCAUCGUACACCCUGCAACGUUACCCAGACAUCCCAGCCACGUCGUUCAAUUCCUACUAUACCACGCAGUUCCCACAAUUCUCGUCCGCCAGCGCAAGUUCUUGUAUUUUCAAUUACAAUCACAGCAAUUCAAGCAGUCAGUAUUCCACAGACAGCCACACGAAGUUCGGCUCGUCGUCGCAACACUCAGCCGCGUACAAUGUCUCCGAUUCGCGAAGCAGGUCGCUUCACAACACAGAUCCAACGACCACAUACAAAUCGAAUCAACAAGGGUCGUACAUGAAUUCCCAUUACUCUAACACGAAUUAUCAUCAGCAGUCGUUGCCCAGUCAGAUGCCGACUAAAGCUCCGCAGAGCGACCUGUUUCCAGAGCUGAACAGUCUGAGCAACGAGGAAUUGAAGCGACUCAGCGAGGACGAGGAUAGGCUGGACGAAUUUUUAGAGAAACAUUCCGAACUGAAAAACGUUAACGCGGCCAUCGACGAUGCAAUCGAUUGGGUCCAAAAAACUGCCGAGACCAACGUAGCCAAAGAACCCGAGCUUAGAGAAUUGCAGUCUGACGUGGCGAACAAAGUGCAGACGGUUGCUGCACUGAAGGCCAGAUACGAUCAGCUGAUACAACGAUACAACAAUCUGUCCGAAGUGUUCACCCCGGAUCACAUAAAGGAAUGCCUGAGAAAGGGAGCGGACGAGAGUCACGAGGAAAGCGAGAGAAUCGCUGAGGAUUUCCUGAACAGGAAAAUAGACGUGGAACGUUUCCUGAGCACGUACAUAGAAUGCAGGAAGCUAGGUCAGGCGAGAAGGACUAAAGAGGAGAAGCUCGCGCAUCAGCUGAACGAAUUGAAACGGGCUGGUUAUUAAAGCAUAUACACACACCACAUACAGCUGUGUGUAACCACGAGUUUUUUUUUCUUUUUUUCUAUUGAAUCGAACAAUCUGUAAAUAACGCCUAGUUAAAUUAAACGACACUGUGAAUUCGAAUGGCAUUCGUGUUUACCAAAAAAAAAAAUAUUCUAUAUUAUGGCAGAAGGCACUCGCUGGCAGAGAACACUUUCGUAACGUAUCGCUACGUUACGUCACCGCUUGUUACAUGUAUUUGUGCUGCUCAUCGAAAUUAGUUCGAUUGUGUUCACGACAUUCCGAAUGAAUCGUUAGGCAGGAUUCGGUUGGAGAAACGAGAAGGAAGAGAGGGAGAAAAGAACUGUGUGCCGGUUCCGAAACCGAGAGAGAAACUACGCAUUGUAUGUAAAACGCUUGAGUUGAUUUUAAAUGUACUUAUCUUUCCGUACAGAAAGUGGUUGUUGAAUGGAAUCAAGUAUAUAUAUAUAUAUAUAUAUAUAGCUGUUUGUGCAGCGAUGUGUUACAAAACUGCACCGACAUCCACACUCCGAUGAAGCACGUUUUUUUACCGUGUAAAUAAAAAUGGUGCGCGAGAAAGAGAAACGAGCACGAAUUACAGAAUAUCGAUUUUCCAAAGUUUUGCUAUUCGGUGGUGUGUUAAACAUAAUUACUUAUCCUAAGGAUUGUUCCUACUACGUAACGUAUACUUGAAAUUGUAUAGAAGCGCGAAAUCUGAGGAAUGCGAAAAUGCUUUUGGUUUUUCUAUAAAAAAAAAUAAGAGACAAAAAAAGAAACAUAACUAUGGUGUACAUGUAAUCCUCUCACUAGUUGGAUCGUUUAUCCGUCAUUAAAAAAACACGGCUUGCGAUUCGUCGAAACGAAGUUACAAAUGUGAAGAUAAUUAUGUAGAGCAUCGUAAGUUGUAAAUAAUUUAAGAAUGGUUCAAACGAGUUUUUAAUAAAAAAAAAAGAAACAAGGAAAAUGUGAAUUCAAACGAUGUCGUUAACGAAUUAUUUCGCU